Molecule: messenger RNA, 2772 nt
Organism: Fonticula alba
Lineage: Eukaryota; Rotosphaerida; Fonticulaceae
Exons: 4
Coding region: 41-2002 (653 amino acids)
Biological process (GO): fatty acid biosynthetic process
Cellular component (GO): membrane
Molecular function (GO): acyltransferase activity, transferring groups other than amino-acyl groups
Source: RefSeq, a predicted model, not a curated record
AGAUCGCAUCACCCCCCCCCCCCCUAUUGCUGUUGUAAGCAUGACAGACACCCCCCCCGCUCAGAGCUCCGUGGCGGCCACCAGCUCGGCCCGCAUCUACUUCAUGCCGGACGGGUCCUUCUCGCCGCAGGCCUUCUUCGACUCGGUCAUCUCCUUCGAGGACUCCUCGCAGCUGACCCCGGAGAUUGCCUUCCGCGUGGUUGAGAAUGCCGCUCGCAAUGCCGGCCUCACCAAGGAGCAGAUCGACGCCGCAGCCACCUUUGCUCACCACAACUCCGCCCGCAUGCGCUGCAACGUCUCGCGCGUCAAGCGCCCGCACAUCGUCUGCCCCAAGGAUGACGGCUCCGGUGAGGCCCGCCCCAAGCGCAAGCUCAUCGAUGACUACAAGCCCCAGGACCUGCGCAAGUACGGUAACCUCGACAAGAUCCCCGUCAACCUCCAGGAAGUUGGAACUGGCUAUCGCAGCUGGUUCGGUGUCAUCAACUGGCUCUCUCUCGGCAUCUUCUUCGCCGCUAUCGCCUUCAUCUACGCCAAGUCCUCCAUGAUGCUCAUCUCGGCCAAUGAGCUGGCCAGCAACCUCAGCCAGCGCUAUGAGCAACUCUAUGCCGUCCUGCACGGCCUGGAGACCGACCUGUGGAUCGUGAUCAUCGCCAUGUCCGUCUUCCUUGCCUGGGGCGCGCGCCGCUUCCUCAAGCAGACCUCGGUCUAUCUGCUGGACUUCGUUGUUCUCGACCCGGACCUGGAGUACAUGAUCGAUCGUGACUUCUUCAUGCAGCGCUCUCGCGACUCCGGCUUCUUCACCGACCAGGCCCUGGACUUCCAGGAGAAGAUCCUCCGCCGGUCCGGCCUCGGCGACCACACUUACUUCCCCCCUGGUAUUGUCAUCUCGCCGAUGGACCUGUCCAUGCAGUCGGCUCGCGAUGAGUUCCUCUAUGUGGCUGGCAAGUGCUGCGAUGAGCUCUUCCAGAAGACCGGUGUCGAUCCGUCCAAGAUCGACCUGAUUGUGGUCAACUGCUCGCUCUUCAACCCGACCCCCUCCCUGUCGGCCAUGAUCAUCAACCGCUACAAGAUGCGUGACAACAUCCGCAACUACAACCUCUCGGGCAUGGGCUGCUCGGCCGGUGUCAUUUCCCUGGAUCUCGCCAAGGACCUGCUCCAGGUGCAUGGCGCUUCCAACUGCCUGGUCAUCUCCACCGAGAACAUCACCCAGAACUGGUACCACGGUAACCAGCGCAACCUCCUGCUGUCGAACUGCCUCUUCCGCAUGGGCUGCGCCGCGGUGCUGCUCACCAACAAGCCCCAGUAUGCCAGCCGCGCCAAGUAUGAGCUGCUGCACACCGUGCGUGUGCACCAUGGUGCCAGCGAUGAGUCUCUCGAGGCUGUUUACCAGAUUGAGGACCCGGACAACCUGAUCGGUGUCCGCCUCAGCAAGGACCUGAUCAACGUCGUGUCCAAGACCCUGCGCUCCAACCUGACCACUCUGGGUCCGCUGAUUCUGCCGAUCUCCGAGCAGCUGAAGUUCUUCAUCAACCUGGUUCAGACCAAGUACCUGGGCUUCAAGAACAUUCCCCGCUACACGCCGGACUUCCGCAAGGCCGUCCAGCACUUCUGCAUCCACGCCGGCGGCCGCGCUGUCAUCGAUGGCCUCGAGCAGAACCUCCAGCUCACCCCGGAUGAUGUGCUGCCCUCUCGCGCCACCCUCAAUCGCGUGGGUAACACCUCCUCCUCGUCCAUCUGGUAUGAGCUCUCCUUCAUCGAGUAUUCCGCCCGCAUCAAGAAGGGCGAUCGCAUCUGGCAGAUUGCCUUCGGCUCCGGCAUGAAGUGCAACAGUGCCAUCUGGAAGGCCCUGCGCCCGAUCCACGACCGCUCCCGCGACGGCUUCUGGGCCCUGACCGGCGGCGAUGGCCUGGCCGAUGAUGCCCUCGAGGCUCUGGCCCGUGUUCACAAGCACCUGGCCAAGAUCGACUCCCGCAAGAAGCCGGCCGGCAAGGCCGUCAACUAAGGAAAAGUGACAUUUGGCGGACAGCGAGGAAGAUGCUUCUCCCUGCCCCCUUCCUCCUCCCCUUCUCUCCCUCUCUCUUUCUUCCUGUGACAUUCCCCUUGUGCUUUUCCUCUUCGUCUCUCUCUCUCUCCCUCUCUCUCCUCCCUUCCCUCCCCCCUGUGUUACCUCCCUCUGGUGCACAUGUUUCGCGCAUGCAUGCAUGCGUGUACGCCCGCCCUCUCUCUCCUUCCUCCAGAAGGGACGGAACUGUGUGUGCACCUGUGGUGGCCCUCAGAUCUCUUUCCCCUCCCCCCCCCCUUCCCUUGCGCGCCCAUGCACGCACUUCACAUCCUUAUUCGGCCUGCGCCCCGCCCGUCGUGUCCUGCACACUUGCGCCUCCUUUUUUCCCCACAUACCCAGUACCUUGCCCUUCUCUCCACCUUGGGGGUCCCCCAUGGUGGGCGAGGGGUGUAAACUGGGGCCCGGGCGAGAAGCAGUGCGUCCGUGGGAUUGGCGCACAGUGCGCAUGCCAGUAGUGUGGCCCCUCCCCCCCUGUUGUUGCUGCACUCUCUGUGUUCCGUGACCGGCUCAUAGAUCCUCCCCCUCCCAGAGAGCAGCUCCCUGUAAAGUAGGCUCCUGCCGUCUCCCUCUCUUCCCUGAUAUACUCCUCCCUUCCUCUGCCUCUUCGCGUGAGCUUCUUCACUUGUUUGAUUUCCUCAGUGCGCGCCGAGCUGGCGUGGCGGCCGGCCCCGCGACACGUCCCUCCUCCCCCCCCUCAUUGAAGAAUAUAC